AUGGCCUUCCAGUAUGAUCCAAACCAACAAGGCCAAUUCCAGCAAGAUCAGGGAAAUGGCAUGACUCAACAGGGUCCUCCACCCCCACAAGGGAUGCCUCAACAACCUCAGCAAAACCUUGGUCAACAGCCUGGUCAAGACGGCGGCUCUCCAGCUCCAUUCGCUCAGCAAGGUGGAGUUGAGGGUUCCUCAGGCAGCGUCACUGGCGAUGCCAAGACCACACUCUGGAUGGGCGAGCUUGAGCCGUGGAUCGAUGAAAAUUUCAUUCGUUCCGUAUGGUUCGGAAUGGGCGAGCAGGUAAAUGUUAAGAUGAUUCGUGAUAAGUUCUCCGGUAACGCCGGCUACUGCUUUAUUGACUUCUCUUCGCCUGCCGCUGCCGCUAAGGCUCUUUCUCUGAAUGGGUCUAUGAUCCCCAACACCUCCCGACCCUUCAAGCUAAACUGGGCAUCUGGAGGAGGAUUAGCAGACCGUCGGGAUGAUCGUGGACCGGAGUUUUCUAUCUUCGUCGGUGAUCUUGGUCCCGAGGUUAAUGAAUACGUUCUGGUCUCACUCUUCCAAGCUCGCUUCCCGUCAUGCAAGUCAGCUAAGAUCAUGACCGAUCCUAUCUCGGGCAUGUCGCGAGGAUAUGGAUUUGUCCGUUUCGCCGAUGAACAGGACCAGCAACGAGCUUUAACCGAGAUGCAAGGAGUCUACUGCGGCAAUCGACCUAUGCGAAUCUCAACUGCUACUCCCAAAAACAAGUCCGGUGGUGCUGGUGGCCCAGCUGGCAUGCCUAUGCAAGGUGGUGGCGGUAUGGGCGGUGGUCAACCCGGCGGUAUGGGUGCUCCUGGAAUGUACUCGAUGGGCGCCCCCCCUCAACUGGGCUACUAUGGAGCACCUCAACCCAUGAACCAGUUCACAGACCCUAAUAACACUACUGUCUUCGUCGGUGGUUUGUCUGGAUAUGUCACUGAGGACGAGCUACGAUCAUUCUUCCAGGGCUUUGGCGAAAUUACUUAUGUCAAGAUUCCUCCAGGAAAGGGUUGUGGGUUUGUCCAAUUUGUUCAACGUCAUGCUGCUGAGAUGGCGAUCAAUCAAAUGCAAGGUUACCCCAUUGGUAACUCGCGUGUUCGUCUCUCUUGGGGACGUUCCCAAAACAAUUCGGGUCCGGCAGGCACUCCAUAUCGCCCUGCUCCUCCUCCGCCUCAAUACCAAUCCAUGGGUAUGCCUCCAGCACAUCCCUAUGUAAAUAUUGAUACGUGUUUCGCACUGGAGUUCUUGAAGCGAUCAUUGCGUUUUUCUGCUCUUGAAUUUGCCACUUUUUCAUGGCUUUCGAUUCUGCGCGCGUCCAAGCCUGGAUAG
Messenger RNA from Glarea lozoyensis ATCC 20868, 1341 nucleotides. RefSeq names its product RNA-binding, RBD. The record is from RefSeq and is a predicted model, not a curated record. The transcript has 5 exons. Gene Ontology annotation, molecular function: mRNA binding. Gene Ontology annotation, cellular component: cytosol. Gene Ontology annotation, biological process: mRNA splice site recognition. Bases 1 to 1341 code for a protein of 446 amino acids. NCBI's taxonomy places the organism in Eukaryota, Fungi, Ascomycota, Leotiomycetes, Helotiales, Helotiaceae.